AAAAGGCUGUUUAGUUUCUUGGUUUUUCACACAAAGAAAGCAGAGACAGCGUCACAGAAAUGGCCUCAGCCUGCAGUCUCCUGUCUGAAGAGCAGUUCCUGUGCUCUAUCUGUCUGGAUGUUUUCACUGAGCCUGUCUCUACUCCAUGUGGACACAACUUCUGUAAAGCCUGUAUCACCAAAUGUUGGGACAACAAUGACAAGUGUGAAUGUCCAAUGUGCAAAAAAACAUUCGUGAACAGGCCAGAUGUCUUUGUCAAUACUUUGGUCUCUGAAAUGGCGGCUCGGUUCAGGAAGUCUGUUGAUGUUAAAGCUGCAAGUUCCAACAUCCAGCAGCAGAAACCUGUCAAACCAGUGGAGGUGCCCUGUGACGUCUGCUCUUGCACUGAAGUCAAGGCCUUGAAGUCCUGCCUGGUGUGUUUGACCUCUUAUUGUGAGACUCACCUGGAACCUCAUCAGAGAGUUGCAGCCCUGAAGAGACACAAGCUGAUCGAUCCUGUGGAGAACCUGGAGGACAGGAUGUGUAAGAAACAUGACAAGAUGUUAGAGCUCUUCUGCAGGACCGACCAACUGUGUGUUUGUGUCAUGUGUACAGAGCACAAGACUCAUGAUACAGUUCCUUUAGAGGAAGAGUAUAAAGAGAUGAAGGCUCAGCUGGAGAAGAAAAAGUCAGAAGUACAGAAGAUGAUACAAGAACGACAGGAGAAGGUUGAGGAGAUGAAAGCAUCAGUGCAGCUCAACAAGAAGGACACAGAUGAAGAGCUAGCUAAAACUGCUGAGGUCUUCACUGCUCUGGUGGCCUCCAUCCAGAGACAGCAGGCUGAGCUGAUGGAGGUGAUUGAAGAGAGGCAGAGAGCAGCAGAGAAACAGGCUGAGGGCUUCAUCAAAGAGCUGGAGGAGGAAAUCACUGAGCUCCAGAGGACAAGCUCUGAGCUGGAGCGUCUCUCCCUCACUGAAGACCAGCUCCAGCUCCUCCAGAGCUUCCCAUCCGUCUCCUCCUCUCCACGCACCAAGAACUGGUCUGGCAUCAGUGUCCGCACACAUCUGUGUGUGGAGACGGUGAGGAGAGCUGUGCUUCAGCUGGAGGAGACAACCACUAAAGAGAUGAAGACUCUGCUUCAACACAUAGAGAAGACUAAAGAAGAUCUGCAGAAGCUGCCAGAAGACGUUAGGCUGAAGAGGAUCCAGCAGCUGUAUGCAGUGGAUGUGACCCUCGACCCAAACACAGCACACCCUUACCUCGUCCUGUCUGAGGAUGGGAAACAUGUGAGAUGUGGAAACACACGCCAGGAUCUUCCCGACAACCCAGAGAGGUUUGAUCACUGUAUCAAUGUCCUGGGAAAAGAAGGUUUCUCUUCAGGGAGAUUCUACUUUGAGGUUCAGGUGAAAGGAGAUGAUUGGGAUGUUGGAGUGGCCAGAAAGUCAAUCAAUAGGAAGGGAAAUAUCUCAUACAGCCCCAUGAAUGGAUACUGGGUCAUGUGGCUGAGAGAUGGAAAUAACUACAAGGCACUAGAUGAUCCCAGAGUUCCUCUCUCCCUGAGCCAGAAGCCUGAGAAGGUCGGGGUGUUUGUAGAUUAUGAGGAGGGACUGGUGUCUUUCUAUGAUGUGGAGGCCGAGACUCUGAUCUACUCUUUCUCUGGCUGCUCCUUCACUGAGCAGAUCUAUCCUUUCUUCUGCCCCGGCUUAAAUAAAGCUGCACCUCUGAUCAUCACUCCUGUCAAACACACUCAGUGAGGUCAGCAGGAAUCAGAAAUGUUUUCUUUGUAUAUUUUCACAUAAAUAUUUGGGAAGUGGUUGAGUAAAUAUGGACAGAUGAAUGGAGGGAUGUAAAGAGCAAUUAAUAAUAAGAGUAAAGGAAAAGCUGGAGAGGGUUGGAUUUAAAAUAGGAAAAUUUGCCGAGGACUGAAAGUGACAGAGAGAGUGGGGAUAAGAAGAGAACAGAGGGGAGACACCAGGGAGUGGAGGGAGAGUCUAAAAGACAUGUCAGAAACGUCCCCACCCACAGACAGUUGUUGGAAGUCUGUCUGUCCUCUGCAGCUUGUUGAAGGACUGUGAGUCCAUCAGUGGGAUUAUGUCGAUCAUAAUCCCAGUAUUAUUCUGUGUGUGUCCAUCUUACCUCUAAUGGCUGAGAAGGAGUGCAGUCAAAACAAGAACUCUGACACCUCCAACACCACAAACAUCACAACUGGUUUGUUCAGUGUCAGAUCAGUCCAGUCUGAUCUGAAGAAGCUGCUGGUGGUGUACCUGUGGUGACUGUAUCUCAGUCAUGUCCUGUCUUAUUUUCUCUUCAGUCUAUUUCAUGCACAGGCCUCAUGAUUGCUUGACUACAAUUUCUACUGAGCUGUAAAUAUUGUUAGCAUUUCUGUUUUGUUGUCUCAUCACGUCUUGCUGUAGACUUCAUGAACACUGUUCAUUUUUGUAUUUGACUUUACAAACCAUGUGAUCCAGGUACAAUGUUUUACAUACUCUGAUCCUCUCCUUUCAUUUGGUGUGACCAGUAAAGAUUCAGAUGAUAUGGACUUGUGUGUUUCAUGUGUCUUCUUUUCAGUGCUGACACAAGUUUAGUGAUGCCUUCAUGUUGCUGCUUAUCUCAAAACAAAUAUCUGUUAACUCUGCUUUCCUAGGUUCAGGAUCAUUAAUUACAACUA
Myripristis murdjan (pinecone soldierfish) is the source of this 2647-nucleotide messenger RNA. Its product is annotated as E3 ubiquitin-protein ligase TRIM21-like. The record is from RefSeq and is a predicted model, not a curated record. Gene Ontology annotation, molecular function: zinc ion binding; protein binding. The transcript has 2 exons. The coding region runs from base 60 to 1733 and encodes 557 amino acids. NCBI's taxonomy places the organism in Eukaryota, Metazoa, Chordata, Actinopteri, Holocentriformes, Holocentridae.